AUGGCUGACGCGGAAGCUGCCGCUAUACCCAGAAUCUCAAUUUUGGUUCCGACCUACAUUCUGAAUCAGCCCGUCCUAGUGCAGCACCGCGCCAACGAUUGGAUUCCGGGUGUCGUGACCAAACACUUUUACGACGCUCGCUUCGCGUGCCUUGCCACCGAAGUCGAAUUUCACAAGGCGGACGGCACGCGUGUGCGUGCCGGGUUCCUUGACCAUGACGUCCGUCCGCGCGAGUAG
Molecule: messenger RNA, 237 nt
Organism: Trametes versicolor FP-101664 SS1
Lineage: Eukaryota; Fungi; Basidiomycota; Agaricomycetes; Polyporales; Polyporaceae
Exons: 4
Coding region: 1-237 (78 amino acids)
Source: RefSeq, a predicted model, not a curated record